Molecule: messenger RNA, 1689 nt
Organism: Soboliphyme baturini
Lineage: Eukaryota; Metazoa; Nematoda; Enoplea; Dioctophymatida; Soboliphymatidae
Source: the annotation of a GenBank genome assembly
AUGCUUGCGAUGGAAAGACCUGAACUGGCUGCCGACUCGAAGUACCGUGCGUACGUGAGCUCCGUCGAAAAAACCCUAAAGCUGUUCGAGGAUCCAAAUGAAUGGGCCGAUUUAAUAGCAGCCUUAGGAAAGCUGUGCAAGGUGUUGCAUACAUUUUCAAAAUUCAAAACGGUUCCGAGAUGUAUCAUAGUGUCGAAACGGCUGUCACAGUGUCUUCACCCCUCGUUGCCAUCUGGCGUUCACCUGAAAGCUCUGGAAUGCUACCGAAAGAUCUUUGACAUUUUAGGUGUUGAUGGACUGGCUUGUCAGCUAAAUCUGUUUUCUGCGGGCUUGUAUCCGCUAAUGUUGAACGCUUCGAUUACCGUCAAAAAGGCUUUGUUUGAUAUAUACGAAAAGUACUUCAUCGCUUUGGGUGCUCAGCUGAAGCCCGGGUUAUCCGGCUUUCUCUGCGGUGUGCUGCCUGCUGCGGAAGAAGGAUCAGAAUUUUUUGAGAGGUCUCUUAACAUGCUGAGCCAGGUAUGCGACGCAGUUGGUGCUGAAGAGUUCUACUCCGCUUUGUGGAACUGUGUCAUCUUUUCGUCACAAACUCGCCUUCCGGCUCUUACCUACGUUCUGGCCAAGUUCGAUCGCCGCCUAACAUUCACUGACCAAAAGUUUAUCAUGGGACACAACUUAGAGGAAAUGGUCGAAGCGCUGUGCUGCGCGGCCAAGGAUGGUUCCCCUUUGGUACAACGUCACCUGUUGGACUUUCUUUCUGCAGCCAUGCCGUUGGACUCAACCUUUUGUGAUGAAAGGCAUCUUCGUCGCAUCUUGGGCUUUUCCAUAUUCAUUCUUCUGAAGCGGGACGUUUCUUUGAACCGACGACUUUACACUUGGGUUCUAGGGAAGCAGAAAGUUGAGCCGAACUGCGACCUCGCGUUUUUUCGUGACGUUACGUUUAGCAUGCUUACAGAAGCUCUGAAGGAAAUGCUCAACUCUGCUUCUCUCAUUUCUGAAUGUGUUAAGAUCCUGCGGCUGUUGACGUUCUUGCAAGACAAGCCGGCAGUUGGUCGGCCUGUUUUAGAGCGGUUGUUGUUUCCCUCUUUACGAGUGAUCAUGGCAAUGAACGACGCCGAUGAUCGCUUAUGCUCGUCGCAGGGUAGCGCGGCCACCGGCGAACUUCUUAAAUCACUUAGCAUCCUUCUCGAUACGCUCGAGCCUGGGUUUUUAUGGACAUACUUGCAGCAGCGUCUGAGCGGCGUUGGACACCAAUUUUCCACUACCAGCACGUUGCCAGAUCCGGAUUGCGAGUUGCAGAUCGUCGAACUGUGUAACAUGCAACUGUUUUUUCUACGAGAUUGCACAUUGAUGCCAUGCACAAGUGUCAGCUUACAGCGCUUCGCGAACCUCAUUAGUUCGUAUUUGUCUCUGAUCGUCGAACGAGCAGAGGCGAUGAUCCUGGUGCCGCAGGCUUUCGAAUCAUUGGUUGAGGUAGUGAUUGCUGUUUGUCGCUAUGUGAACGAGUCGAAAAUCAGUCCUGACUGCAUGUCGAAUGAAGCCGAUCAACGAUCACUGCUGGGAUCUACUUCAGAAUCCAAACGUAUCGUAUUUCCAGCGAUGCAGGCGUCCGGCCGCACCAUAUUUGUCAGUUUACUGAAAGUUGGCUUGCGCACGUUCGGCAUUUGCUUUAGGAUCUCGAGAUGGUCUUGA